Messenger RNA from Haliotis rubra (blacklip abalone), 1722 nucleotides. RefSeq names its product arrestin domain-containing protein 3-like. The transcript is spliced from 7 exons. Bases 213 to 1430 code for a protein of 405 amino acids. Gene Ontology annotation, biological process: protein transport. Lineage: Eukaryota; Metazoa; Mollusca; Gastropoda; Lepetellida; Haliotidae. Gene Ontology annotation, cellular component: cytoplasm. The record is from RefSeq and is a predicted model, not a curated record.
CUGGUUGAGGUGCCUUUCGGAUUAAACCUUGAGACCACCAUGCCCGUCACUAUCGGCACCAUACCAUACGGCCACACCCCAGCGAGUGGGCUGCAGCUGGCGGUGCCACUCAGGCUGCUGCUUCCACGGCUUUACGCUACACCAAAUGCGACCGCGGAGUCGACAUUUUUGAAGAAUCAGAUGGGAAUUUUGUCAGCUUUCUCUACACACCAAUGUGUCCCUUUGUCGUCAAUUACACCUUCUCACCUCCUCGACCGGCCGCAACUGCGGCUGCACAACCACGCGCUGCUGCUAAUACCGCCGCAAAGGCACAGGCAAAGACUGCAGCUAAGGCCCCACUCAAUCCUUCUGCUCCUCUGAUGCCUCCGUCCUAUGACGAUGUGCUGAGGAUGGACAAUCCAGCUCCCACCGCAGAGAAGGUCGACAAGCCGUAUGGCUUACUACUGAUUCGCUUCCCAGACGGCCACGUCACAGAGUUCAGAGAUCUUAUUUGGAGACAACAGAAGAGCCUAGCAGCGAGUGAGGGAGAAAUCAUUGCAUUUGCACAACAGGCCAUACACGACCCUGACAUGUGGCCAGCACGAACGUCAGUUGCCAUUUUGAAGUUCCCAUCUGUCGAGGUGGCAACUGAUUGGUUCAACAAGACACCAGGGGUCGCUGAUCUAAAGUUGAUGAAAACAUGUGACGCCGUUGUGGCAGUGAUGUCCGAAAAGUUCAGAGAAGCGAACCGCAUAUUUUCGUUGUCCUCGUCGUGUAUGAAGACUUCACCUUCAAAGGCUGAGUUGGCCAAGGUUUUCAAUCUGUAUAAGACAACGAUACGAAAACUCAGGAUAUGGAAGACAGGGGUGAAUCUUGCAGCUACCUACAAGUUCACAACACUACGAGGCAAAUGGGUGGAAGACAAGUACAGCAUCGGCCUGUCACAGUGGGAGACCAUGGACCUAUUGUACCAGUUUAAAAGCGAAGGAAAAGUUGGUCCCAAUAAAGAGUGCCAUGAUAAACUACUUGAAAUAUUAGACAUUAAAGAAGGCAUUAUCUUUCAAUCAGAGGAUUUGUCCCUCUUCCAAAAGACAUUCAUACAUUCGAACGAGCGAUCUGACAGUCCCGCCGUCGAAACUCAUUUGGGAAAUAGCGAUAGUGGCAAUGACUCUACUCAAAAGGAUGCUGACAUUGAGACAGAACCUGAGGCUGAGGCUGAGGCUGAUGCUGAGGCAGAACCAGAGGCAGAGGUAGAUGUAGAAGCAGAACCUGAGGCCGAAGCGGAGGCAGAGGCUGAGGCUGAAGGGGAACAUGAAGGGGAAAUGAAGAAAAAAAUAACUGCAUCUCAAAGUUCAGCCACAGACAUACGGUUGCAAAAUACAGAUAGUGGCAUAGCUCUUGCUCAGAACGAGGCCCCGGGUCGUGGAAACAAUGAUACAAGAGAAUGCUAGGAAUAAGCAACUGGUAAUUAAUAUGCCUGAGAGCUAAAAUUAUUUCAUUUCUGGUCUUCGGACCUUAAAGCGUUAACUGUUCCUUGUAAACUGUGAUAUGAAGUACACUGGAGGUUUCCUCUAGAUUUAAUGACGCAAAACUGAAUUUUGAACCAAAGAUUGUGGCGCUUUGUAAGGCCAGAAAUCGCAUAUUCUACUCGCACAGGUGACCGACAACGUGAGUGUGUGGCAUGCCUACUUCAUUUGAUAACAGUGUAGGCAUUUUGUGGGAGCCAGUUAUUUGUAAUUAUAU